AUGGGACAUGUUGUGGACAUAGGGAAGCCAGUGAAUUACACAGGGGGGCUCGAGUUCUCGAGCCUAACAUACAGAGUGACAAAAAAGAUCAAAGAUGAAAAUGGGAAAUGGUUAAGUCAAGAAGUGGACUUGUUGCACCAGAUAACAGGUUAUGCACCAAAAGGUUGCAUUACUGCAGUUAUGGGCCCAAGUGGUGCUGGAAAGUCUACACUUUUAGAUGGAUUGGCUGGAAGAAUUGCUAGUGGAAGCCUUAGGGGUAAAGUGUCAAUGGGUGGGCUUGAUAUGAGCCCAAGUUUGAUCAAAGGAAGUUCAGCUUACAUAAUGCAAGAUGAUAGACUUUUUCCAAUGCUUACUGUUUAUGAGACAUUCAUGUUUGCUGCUGAUUUUAGAUUAGGAUCACUCUCUAGGACCGAAAAACAGGAGAAGGUUGAGAGGCUGAUUGAGCAACUUGGAUUGUCUUCGACUAGGAACACUUACAUAGGUGAUGAAGGGACUCGAGGAGUAUCUGGAGGUGAACGUCGUAGGGUGUCAAUUGGAGUGGACAUUAUACAUGGACCUUCAUUGUUGUUCUUGGAUGAGCCUACUUCAGGUCUUGAUUCAACUAGUGCUCAUAGUGUAAUUGAGAAGGUGCAUGAUAUAGCCCGAGCUGGAAGCACUGUGAUUCUAACAAUUCAUCAGCCUUCACACCGUAUUCAAUUGCUUAUUGAUCAUCUAAUCAUCCUGGCUCGCGGACAACUCAUGUACCAAGGAGCACCGAAUGAUGUGUCUCAUCAUCUUGUUAGGAUGGGACGAAAAGUGCCAAAGAACGAAAGCUCGAUAGAACACCUGAUUGAUGUAAUUCAGCAAUAUGAUCAAUCUGAACUUGGAGUAGAAGCAGUAGCUGCAUUUGCACUUACUGGUAUGAAACCUCCACAAAUCGGUGCAGCAGCACACGAGAAGUCAGUUUCCAUUGUGCUUCCAUCACCUGCCCGUCCAUCACACCGUGCUAAACAUCAGGUCCUGGAGGCACAAGGUCGUGACAAGUCAAGCAAACGUCUUCGUUUGCAAACCCAUGCACAAGAUGACACAGGAUUCGAUCACAGUGUUAGAAGUCCCUGGAAUACAUCUAAGUCCUGGAGUGCCAGCCGUAGUGGUGUCCUACAAUCUAUAGGCUUUUCACCAGCUAGGCGCAAUGAUCAUAGAAGUCCAAGUGUUAUGGGUUCCUCUCCAGGAUGCUAUGCCUACUCUACAGAGAUCGUUCAAAGUACUCCAACUCCGCAUAGUAGUGACUACACUGUUAAUGAAAAUGACUAUUUGACACCCAAUGAUUUUGCUCAUGACAUCAAUCAUUCUUUCCAUUAUCUUGGGCCAAAGUUUGCGAAUUCUUUCUUCUCAGAGACAUGGAUAUUGAUGAGACGAAACUUUAUAAACAUCAUGCGUACCCCUGAACUUUUCCUCUCUAGGCUUGUAGUACUAUCAGCCAUGGGAAUUAUGAUGGCCACUAUGUUCCUGCAUCCCAAAGAAAACCUUCAAGGGAUCACAAAUCGCCUCAGUUUCUUCAUCUUCACUUGCACCCUCUUUUUCUUUUCGUCCAAUGAUGCUGUUCCUGCUUUCAUUCAAGAACGAUUUGUCUUCAUUCGCGAGACCUCUCACAAUAAGUAUAGAGCCUCUUCUUACACAAUUGCAGGUCUAGUUACUUACCUUCCAUUCCUAGCUCUUCAGGCUGCAGUUUAUGCAGUGAUUGUUUGGUUUGCACUAUCACUUAGAGGGCCAUUCAUCUAUUUCUUGGUAAUUCUGUUCAUGUCACUACUCUCCACAAAUUCAUUCGUUAUAUUCGUGAGCUCAGUGGUGCCAAACUACAUACUAGGUUAUGCAGCUGUGAUUGCUUUCACCGCGCUGUUUUUCUUGUUCUGUGGCUAUUUCUUGAACAGCAAUGACAUGCCAAAUUACUGGAAAUGGAUGAAUUAUGUUUCAACAAUGACUUAUCCAUAUGAAGGACUUUUGAUGAAUCAGUAUCAAACAAAUGAAUCAUUUGGAAAAGACCCUCUUGGAAGAGAUGUUACUGGUUUUGGAAUCUUGAAAUCACUUAAUAUUUCACUUGAUCCAACCAAGAAGUGGGAAAAAGUAUAUAUUAUGUUGGGAUGGGCUGUUUUUUACAGAAUUCUGUUUUAUAUUGCUCUUAGAUUAUUUUCAAAGAAUCAGAGGAAAUGA
Messenger RNA from Solanum stenotomum, 2190 nucleotides. RefSeq names its product ABC transporter G family member STR2-like. NCBI's taxonomy places the organism in Eukaryota, Viridiplantae, Streptophyta, Magnoliopsida, Solanales, Solanaceae. Gene Ontology annotation, molecular function: ATP binding; ABC-type transporter activity; ATP hydrolysis activity. The record is from RefSeq and is a predicted model, not a curated record. Bases 1 to 2190 code for a protein of 729 amino acids. The transcript has 4 exons. Gene Ontology annotation, cellular component: membrane.